AGGGCAGCUAUCAGAUGCAUAAGUUAUUCCGGUAAGAAGCGAGAAACCGCCCUCAAUAUCUCACAGCACAGUAUUUGUCUUGUCCCGUCGGAAGUGUAAACAACACUCAGCAACUUCCGUGUAGUUCUCGGGCUGCUCCCGGAAAUCCAGACAAGCAAAGCUGUAGGACCCUUGCACACAGAGGUGCAGCUCGUUAUGAAGCACCCUUUCGAGUAACUUCAACGUAAGCAUCAUGCUACCCCUCUAACCGUUGUCGGAAUUUUGGCUUGUCACUUGUCAAAUUCCCUCAGACCCACUAAUAACAAGCAGAUACCAUCAAAUACCAAACCUGCUUUUAGUGGGAAGACAGAGGCACUGUUUAUAUUGGUAUUUGCACCACGCUAUAUCGCUGAAACAGAAAUCAAAGGUAUAACGGAUUAUCUCCCCCCUUCUCACGAUCAAUAUUUCCCUUCUACCUCAGAGUAAGUUUCCAAAUUGAUAGUGAAAGGAGAACUUAUUCAAGAAGGAGCCAGAACCCAACAUGUCCUAUAGUGAUAUCUCUGAUACACCACAUACUUUACGGAGCCAUGAAAUUCCAAUCUCUCAUCCCCACUCUAUGGCACUUGUGUCCAGUAACCUUGAAAUUAGCGAGUCACCCACCAUGACAUACAAAGUACAACAAAAGACCCAUCUACCAAACUACAACAAGAUCCUAAACACCCAACAAGAGAUCACAUCAACACAUUUAGAAAAAUGCAAGAUUGACAAUACAUGUCCCGUUCCUGUACAGUGUACAGAUCAAGAUGGUGAAGUUCUCUCAGAUUCUGAGGUGAAUAGAAGGAAUGAGGUUAGCAAAUAUAAAGAAAAACAAACUAAUAUCCAAGAAACAGAGAUUGGUUCUGAGCUUCUAAGCAUUAGCGAGCAGCAAACAAAAAACACAACCAGUGUUUCUUCCCUUAUAAAUAAAAAACAAGCACCCCUUACUGGUACUAGCUUGCCUUCUCAGACUUCAUCUGUCUCCUGUGCCUCAAACCCUGCAUUAUCCUCACAGUUACCUAUGCCACCAGUCUCCACCUCUCCACCUCAGCCUCCGUUUUAUAGCUUUGUCAUCCUUCAUGCCCAUGAGGAUCUGGAGAAUGCGCGUAGGGUGAGCAAACUUUUACAGGAUCUUGGGGCUGGAGAAGGCACAACAUUCUCUGAGGAGUUUGAAAUCCCUGGGACCAGCCCACUCACCUCAUUACAAGAUGCUGUAGAAAACUGUGCUUACAUCAUCCUUCUGCUGACAAAGUGCUUUGCAACCCAUUGGACAAUUUUCCAGUCCAACUCUGUCCUCAUGAACUCUAUUGAGGAUCCUAACAAAUCUGGUACUGUCAUCCCUUUCGUGCCUCAGUCAGAUAGACUUUCAAAACACAAGAUCCCUCUGGCUCUUAAGACUUUAAUACCCUUGGAUGAAGCAACUCCGGUAUUUAAAAAGAUGGUGCUUAACACCUUUAAACAAGAUGUUGUGCAGAAACAAUUUCAACAUUGGAGAUCCAAGCAGGAAAAGAAGGUACUGAAACAAAAGACUGAUGGGCUUGCUGAGCAGUUAAAAUGCAAGAUGGAGUUAAAUGACUGUUAUUUAAAAUACUUAAAAAUGCACAAUUUGGUUUGUAACCAGUCUUCUCCCUUGCAUCAAACACACCAGACAUCACAGCCUACUUUCCCAAUGCAGCCACCACCACUACCAACACAACUGCCUGAGUUUUUCUUACAAAACUCUGAGGCAAACUCUUCAUUUCACCCUUUUGUAGUAAAUGGACAAACACCAAUUAUUCAGAUAAAUAAUGCAGGAAAUGUACAGAUUGGGAACCAGAACAGUAUGAAUGUUCAACAUACAGCAGGUGGCUGUUGUGGAGAUGAUGGCGAGGAUUAUUCUGGAUGUGUAGAAACAGGAGAAAGGUGUGAAAAUGGUGAGACAGAUAAAGAUUUUUGAUGUUCUACAGUAGGGGAGGGGUGCAAAGUCAACAUUAUUUUGCUUCAAUUAUUGGACUAGAAAAUAUAGCUACUGUAAGAUAUCCCUAUUUGCGGUGAUCCAGAUGAAGGCAACGAAAACCCUUGUAAUCUGUUGUUGUUUGUGUCCCCCAUGGAGAGUUUGGGGUCCUUUGUAACUCUGUAGGCAAUCUGAAGAAUCCAUGUAUAUUCAACAAAUCUUAACAAAUUAAGUAUCUUGCCAAAAAGCAAUCCAGUUUAUCCUUAACUGUCUAAGGUCUAAGCAAGUAGCGUAUUCUAGUAUUUUAUAGCUGUUACUGUAAAGGACGCUGUAUAGCAGUAUGAUCUUCACUCUAUGAGGGCUCCCCUCAAAAAAUAAUUGAAAACAAUAUAUAUUGCAUAACCAAUAAAAAAAUCCUGAUUUUAUUUUUCUAAUCCACAUCAUUCUUACGCCGUUCAACUUUGCUAUAUUUUAUUAUUUUCACCACCUGUACCCCCCCAUUUCAACUGUAAUAUCCCUGUAGAUUAUACAAGGCAGUUGAAGUUGAUUUGUAAUAAAAAUUAAAAUUACAUGAUGACAGUAGAGAAUACAACUUGACCAAUGCGUCCCCCCACCCAAAAGAAAUUCAAAACCAAAUAGUACAGGGUUAAAUUGAUAAUUACGUUAAACAAAAUACAAGUAGAAUGUACAUAUGUCCUUUGCACCCUUUGCAACCCCGGUUCAUCUGGCUCGAUUUGAUGUUGUAAUCAAGAAAGCCGGGUUUUUAUUUUUAAUAAAAAAAUGUGUAUACAUUU
Molecule: messenger RNA, 2742 nt
Organism: Spea bombifrons (plains spadefoot toad)
Lineage: Eukaryota; Metazoa; Chordata; Amphibia; Anura; Pelobatidae
Gene: TICAM1
Product: TIR domain containing adaptor molecule 1
Exons: 2
Coding region: 521-1951 (476 amino acids)
Biological process (GO): positive regulation of canonical NF-kappaB signal transduction; positive regulation of myeloid dendritic cell cytokine production; response to exogenous dsRNA
Molecular function (GO): protein kinase binding
Source: RefSeq, a predicted model, not a curated record